Molecule: messenger RNA, 3792 nt
Organism: Prosopis cineraria
Lineage: Eukaryota; Viridiplantae; Streptophyta; Magnoliopsida; Fabales; Fabaceae
Product: inositol hexakisphosphate and diphosphoinositol-pentakisphosphate kinase VIP2-like
Exons: 31
Coding region: 474-3647 (1057 amino acids)
Biological process (GO): inositol phosphate biosynthetic process; inositol metabolic process
Molecular function (GO): diphosphoinositol pentakisphosphate kinase activity; inositol hexakisphosphate kinase activity; 5-diphosphoinositol pentakisphosphate 1-kinase activity
Source: RefSeq, a predicted model, not a curated record
UUUCUCCCUCUCGUUCCUGGAAAAAGUAACCCCCCCCCCCCGGGGGGAUUGCAUAUUCUAGGAUCUCAAAAUGUCUAUAUCCGAACACGCCACGUGGGCACUCAACUUGAAUGUUAUCAUUUGCCUGCACAUCUCGAACUCGGUGGCUCUUGUAACGCUUUUAGCCACUGUCACCAAAUUUCUCUCUCUUCAUUGUGCCUUACAAGUCCGUGAGCUGUUUGUUUGUUGCUCUCUUUCCGCACUUUUACAUGCUGCUCCGGUAUUAAUCUGAGUCUGUCGGUUCGCAGUUUUCGUCAUUUUCUCGCUUCCUUCAUGUGACCCUUGCUUACUCUACCGCUUCUUCUGCUUCUUCUCUGUGUCGUCAGGAUUCGUAUAACUCUACUGUUUCUCUGGCAUUUGGAUUUGAACAGUGAAGGCGAGAUUGGAGGCGUGAAUUGCAGAGUUUCUUCGGCAUUUCCUUUGAAGUGAGUAAGAUGGGAGGGACGGUGGUAGACGGGGACGAGGAUGGAGUUGGAAGGAAGAGGAUAAAUAUUGGAGUAUGCGUUAUGGAAAAGAAGGUUUUCUCGGCGCCUAUGGGGCAGAUUCUCGAUAGGUUACAGGCAUUCGGUGAAUUUGAGAUCAAACUUUUUGGUGACAAGGUCAUCCUCGAGGAUCCAAUAGAGAGCUGGCCAGUAUGUGAUUGUUUGAUUGCUUUCUAUUCCUCGGGAUAUCCCCUUGAAAAGGCUGAAGCUUAUGCUGCUCUUAGGAAACCUUAUCUAGUAAAUGAACUGGAUCCGCAGCACCUUCUUCAUGAUCGAAGGAUGGUAUAUGAGCGUCUUGAGAUGUUUGGAAUCCCUGUUCCAAAAUAUGCCCUUGUAAAUAGGGAAUUCCCGUACCAAGAGUUGGAUCAUUUUAUUGAGGAGGAUGAUUUUGUUGAGAUUCGUGGUAUGCGUUUUUGGAAGCCAUUUGUGGAGAAACCUAUUAAUGCUGAUGACCAUAGGAUAAUGAUAUACUAUCCCAGUUCUGCAGGUGGAGGUAUGAAGGAAUUGUUUAGGAAGGUUGGAAAUCGAUCAAGUGAGUUCCACCCAGAGGUGAGGAGAGUAAGGCGUCAAGGCUCCUAUAUAUAUGAGGAAUUCAUGCCAACUGGAGGGACUGAUGUAAAGGUUUACACAGUAGGCCCUGAAUAUGCUCACGCUGAGGCAAGGAAGUCUCCUGUUGUUGAUGGUGUUGUUAUGAGGAAUCCGGAUGGGAAAGAGAUAAGGUAUCCUGUGUUGCUGACACCUGCUGAGAAGCAGAUGGCAAGAGACGUUAGCAUUGCAUUUAGGCAAGCGGUUUGUGGGUUUGAUCUCUUGAGAUGUGAAGGACGCUCGUAUGUUUGUGAUGUGAAUGGAUGGAGUUUUGUCAAAAACUCUCACAAGUACUAUGAUGAUGCAGCUUGUGUGUUGCGGAAGUUGUUUUUAGAUGCAAAAGCACCUCAUCUUUCUUCAGCGAUCCCACCAACUUUACCAUGGAAAGUAAAUGAGCCAGUCCAACCUUCAGAGGGACUAACUCGUCAGGGUAGUGGUAUAAAUGGCACUUUUGGACAAUCUGAGGAACUACACUGUGUGAUUGCUGUUAUUCGCCAUGGUGAUAGAACUCCUAAACAGAAGGUGAAGAUGAAGGUUACUGAGGAAAGGCUUCUUAACUUAAUGUUGAAAUACAAUGGAGGCCGACCUAGAGCUGAGACAAAACUAAAAAGUGCUGUUCAGUUGCAAGAUCUGUUAGAUGCCACGCGGAUGCUAGUGCCUCGUACUAGACCAGAUCGAGAAAGUGAUAGUGAGGCGGAAGGUGCUGAGCAUGUUGAGAAGCUCCGUCAAGUUAAAGCAGUUCUUGAGGAGGGUGGGCAUUUCUCUGGCAUAUAUAGGAAGGUUCAACUAAAGCCACUAAAGUGGGUCAAAGUUGCAAAAAGCAAUGGUGAAGGUGAAGAAGAACGGCCAGUUGAAGCUUUGAUGGUCCUUAAAUAUGGCGGUGUCCUUACACAUGCUGGCAGAAAGCAGGCUGAAGAACUGGGAAGAUAUUUCCGGAAUAAUAUAUAUCCAGGAGAAGGUACAGGGCUGCUUCGCCUUCAUAGUACAUAUCGACAUGAUCUUAAGAUUUACAGCUCUGAUGAGGGUCGGGUGCAGAUGUCUGCAGCUGCAUUUGCCAAAGGUCUUCUUGACCUUGAGGGGCAGCUAACACCAAUCCUGGUUUCCCUUGUUAGCAAGGAUUCCUCCAUGUUGGACGGCCUUGACAAUGCUAGUAAUGAAAUGGAAGAAGCCAAGGCUCGGUUGAAUGAGAUUAUAACUUCUGGUGCCAAGACAGUGCAUGAUAACGGAUCACCUGAAUUUCCUUGGAUGGUUGAUGGAGCUGGAUUGCCGCCAAAUGCAUCAGAAUUACCUCCCAAGUUGGUGACAUUGACGAAAAAGGUUACUGAACAAGUAAGAUUACUUGCUAAGGAUGAAGAUGAGAAACUUAAAGAAACAAACUCAUAUGAUGUAAUUCCUCCUUAUGACCAAGCCAAGGCUCUUGGAAAGACAAAUAUUGAUGUUGAUCGUAUAGCUGCUGGACUACCUUGUGGGAGUGAGGGGUUCCUUUUGAUGUAUGCUCGCUGGAAGAAGCUUGAGAGGGACUUAUAUAAUGAACGCAAGGAACGCUUUGAUAUCACCCAAAUUCCUGAUGUUUAUGAUUCAUGCAAAUAUGAUCUUUUGCACAACGCACAUCUCAAUCUAGACGGACUGGAUGAGCUCUUUAAAGUUGCUCAGGAACUUGCUGAUGGUGUAAUUCCCAAUGAAUAUGGGAUUAAUCCAAAGCAGAAGCUGAAAAUUGGCUCAAAGAUUGCUCGACGUUUAUUGGGUAAAAUUUUAAUUGAUCUGAGAAACACUCGGGAAGAAGCCAUCAAUGUUGCUGAAUUAAAGAGUAAUCAUGACCAUCAUUCAUCUUCUAUGGUAACUAAAAGGGAAGAUACAGAGGCAAAGUCAAAACUUUUCCUUAAGAAAGAUGACAUCAGAAAAUCCAGCGCUUUGAAUGAUUUAUCAAUGGAUCAAGAUGAUGAUGAAGAUAAGGAGAUCAAAUAUAGAUUGGAUCCUAAGUAUGCAAAUGUCAAGACACCUGACCGCCAUGUGCGGACCCGGCUAUACUUCACUUCAGAAUCACAUAUCCAUUCCCUCAUGAAUGUUCUUCGUUUCUGUAACUUGGACGAAUCUCUUCAAGGAGAAGAGAGUCUUGUUUGCCAUAAUGGUCUAGAGCGCUUACAUAAUACAAAGGAGCUGGACUAUAUGAGCUACAUCGUGCUGAGGAUGUUUGAGAACACAGAGAUGGCUUUAGAAGAUCCAAAAAGGUUUCGCAUUGAGCUUACCUUCAGCCGUGGUGCUGACUUGUCCCCAUUGGAGAAGGAGGACAGCGAGGCUGUUUCAUUACAUCAAGAGCACACUCUUCCUAUUAUGGGUCCAGAAAGGCUGCAAGAAAUAGGAUCAUAUCUCACAUUCAAAAAGAUGGAGGAGAUGAUUCGCCCAUUUGCUAUGCCAGCAGAAGACUUUCCUCCCCCAGCAACACCUGCGGGAUUCUCGGGCUAUUUCUCCAAAAGUGUACUUGACCGCCUGGUAAAUCUUUGGCCUUUUCAUAAGCAAGUCCAUCAUUCUAAUGGCAAGUAGCAAACUGCGGGAUUCUCGGCCUGUUUCUCUAACAUGUUGAAUGGCCUAUGCGAGCUUUGGCUCCUUUCCUUUGGGAAAAAAAUUUUGGAAUUAGCUAAAGUAUCCAUGGAAAAUUAGAAAUUAAAGUAGCCUUCCUUUCGUUAUU